UCAGUGACGCAAUGAAAGACGGGCGCGUUGUCACAACAAAAUACGUUCGGCUACAUAGAUUGUGAAAUUAUUUUGAUGUAAUAUAAAAUAGGGUUUUGUUGCUUAGAACCGUACCGUAUUUGGCUGUCAGUGUCAGAGCCAAUUCGCCUCUAAACAGAACAUGUAGUUAACUAAGGUUCUUUGGAUAUAGAAGGAUUAACGUUAGGCUCCUUUAGUCCAUUAUUGUGCUAGGGUUUACUUACGUUUUCCAGGACCGAACUUGAGUCCGAAUCGUUGCGUGUUUUAUAUAAUUGACCCCACUUUGUUAUCCUCUUCAUACCGAAAAAGUGGUGUACAACUAACGUUAACACGGGAGUUAGACGUCAAACGAAAUACGGAAGUGAAACGAUAGCACACAAUUAGUACCACUUCCUUUUUAAACUACGAGGAACGAACAGGACAAAACGAAAAAUAACACAACGUUGAGUUGCCUAUGUAGCCGUUGGUUGUUGAGUCAUUCUGGCGCAAAAGCCUCAAAGUUCCCAACAAUAUAGUGUCUGUCACCUGUUCUGGUGGUCCUAGUAAAAUGGGUGCUUUCCAGAGCAACCGCAACAUGAUUGUAAUCGAUGCGCACUUUGGAUUCUGCGCUCUCAAAUCUGAAAUAUCAUGUUUAAUCAAUAUACUAUGCUGUGCUGGGCGUACAUUUUUAAUCUUUGGUCUUGGAGACAAACUCAUUAAAUCAAUACAUUCUCCAAACAGAGAUGGUCUAAAAGGGUACGAGAUGGGACGAAUAGACCUAGCAUAUUACGACAUAUGAUCAGAGACGGAAGAGGAAGCGAGACAUCCCACUCCCUCAUUUUUUUCUGGUUCAUAUACAUUAGACCAGACCACAGUUUAUAUCGCAUAGCCACCCUGGAACCAUGUUUUCAAGGAUAAUCGCUUCAUUUAUAUUUAUAUUAUUAUUAUAUAUUUGGUAUGAUGACUCUUUUGAUAUACUGAGGGGCGACGACCGUCGACCGCCAUCUUAGUUCAGGGCAAUAUCAUGCCGAAAAGUUGUUCUGCAUAUAACUGUACCAAUAGGUACAGCAAACAUACAGAUAUUACUUUUCACAGAUUUCCUUUCAGCAAACCAACUGUAUUUAGACAAUGGCUGGAUAACAUAUGCCGGGAUGACUUUUAUCCAAAAAAACAUAUGGUCAUCUGCUCACUUCAUUUUACUAUGGAUUGUUUCAGCGGUUUAGGCAACCGCAAAAACCUGCUGUGGAAUGCUGUACCCACUCUCUUUACAUUCCCACCACCAAAUUCUAAGAAAAGAAUGUCAGGAAAAAGGCUCAAAAUGCUUCCAAAGUGUGUCAGUGUGUCCCACGAAAAGAUGGAAACACAGAAUGGCCUGGACCCAGAAGAGAAACUACUAUCAAAAUCUGCAGAGGGCAACAAGAAAGUGAGCUUUUACCUAGCUGAGAAUUCUCAACUACGCACGAUACAACAUGUCGUCAUCUCCGAUCACAGUUACUCGCUGUCCGACCCAUGUGCACUGAAGGCCCAGCUAUUCAAAGCCUUGGAUACCAACACAUGGCUCAACAGAAGGUUACAAAUGAAGAGCCAGCUGAUCAACAAGAUGAGGUUCAAAUUGAAGGCAGCACGCGCCGAGUUGUCAAGUCUACGCAGGUGGACGAAUCUGUCCAGGGCUGCUGGUAAAGUAUCUAUAUGGCCAAGUGUACAGAGGAUAGCUGUGAAUGAUAUCAGCUGACCCAUUGAUUGACAUUGGUUUUAUUGGAAAGCUAUUUUGUAUUGGAACACAAGGAGUUAAAUUCAUUUGCUGAUCCUCUUCUGAAAACAUAGUCUUGAAGACAUACUUUUUCCAAUUUCCUCUUGGUCAAUGAGUGCAAAAUACUUAUUUGGGAAAGCUUUGCAGCCCUAUCCAUCUUGCUGACAUCUACAAAACCAUUCUUUGGAUAAUAUAGUAUAUACUUUUCCCACUAGUUUAAAGGGACCUUCCUGGACUGAGUUUUUAUUCCUGAAUUAAAAUCAAUCAAGGAUUAAGACACAAAUGAAGUUGAAAAAUAUUCCAUUGACAUUUGCGCAUGAGGGCCUUUACAAACAUGACCUGAAAGUUUUUUUUUUUUUUU
Oncorhynchus mykiss (rainbow trout) is the source of this 2108-nucleotide messenger RNA. NCBI's taxonomy places the organism in Eukaryota, Metazoa, Chordata, Actinopteri, Salmoniformes, Salmonidae. The record is from RefSeq and is a predicted model, not a curated record.